UUUACCCCUCAGGAGUAGAUCUUGGUUUUUUUUCACCAACAGUGAGAAGUUUAUCGUUGCUUAUUAUGGAACGGACUGAAAUGAACAGAUAUGUGUCUAUAUGACCGAAGAAGACAUCAGUGAUUCGAUUUAGUGAUUGAUAUCGAGUUAUUUCUAAUGCCAGGAAGUGCUGAAAAGAGGGUCAGAGGCAGUGAUCAACGUAAUCAUGGCAGAGCAGAGCAGAUGGACCAGGUGUCGUACCGGUCACUGGUGGGCAGUGAUGACAUCACAGAUGAGUCAGCGUCGCUGGUGGAGGACAGGUGGAGCUCUGAUGAAGACGAGAUGUCUGACCCUCAGGGGCAGUGUCUCGCAGCUCCACAAACUCCCCUCCCAACCUACAAACAGAGGUUUGAUGAAUUCAAGAAGCUGUUUAAAGAACUGCCAGAGUCAGAGAGACUAAUAGUGGACUACCCCUGUGCACUCCAGCGGGACAUCCUCCUUCAGGGACGCCUCUACCUCUCAGAAAACUGGCUCUGUUUCUAUAGCAACGUGUUCCGGGGUACCAAGAUUAUCCUGACACUGAAGGACAUAGUUACUAUGACCAGAGAGAAAACAGCUCGGCUUAUUCCCAACGCCAUCCAGGUCUGCACAAGCACAGACAAGUUUUUUUUCACAUCCUUCUCGGCAAGAGAGAAAAGUUACCUCGGAGUUUUCCGCAUGUGGCAGAACACACUGUUGGACAAGCCUCUGACCAGUUUGGAGUUGUGGCAGAUGGUCAAACAGCAUUAUGGCUAUGAUCUGGGUCUGAGCCAUGAAGAGAUGGAGAGUUUACAGAUAUCAGCAGAAUCAAGCAUGCAGACCAGCCUGACUGUGAGGCCUGGUGGUGAUGAUAGUCUCGGAAAGCUGGAGCGGACCCCCUCCAUGCGCCUCCCUGGGGUGGAUCACGGGCCUCUAGAGACUUCAACGCCUCAAGGGGAGGACUUGCCCUCUCUGUUUGGCUUACAGACCAGCGCGCAGGAUGACUCCCGCAGCACCCCAUCUCAGCGACGCAGCCCCGCUCCUUCGCUGGACCGUCUGGCCCCAGAGCGGUCUUCCAAACACUCCUCACUUUCGCUCGACCUCAACGCCAAUGAGAAUGGCGUGUCUGAGCAAAGUGGCUCAGAGAGCAUUGAAGAUGUGGAGGAGCGUGUGGGUUUGCCUCAGGUGCAGGGCCGACUUUAUUUAAACAAAGUCUUCCACAUCAGCGCCACCAAGAUGUUUGAGCUGCUCUUCACUGACUCCAGCUUCAUGCGUAGGUUCAUGAACAUCAGGAAAAUAACCAACACUACCUUUACUGCUUGGCAAAAAGAUCCUUCAGGCAACAUGAAAAGGAAUCUGAACUACACAAUUACCAUCAGCAACCCGCUGAUUGGAAAGUUCUCCACUGCGACAGAGAACCAGACGCUGUACAAAGAAUCCAGGGACGGUCAUUACUACCUUGUGGACUCGGAGGUGUACACUCAUGACGUCCCCUAUCACGAUUACUUCUACACUCAGAAUCGCUACUACAUCAUACGAACCUCUAAGCGGAAGUGCCGACUCAGGGUCUACACUGAUGUUAAAUACAAGAAGCAACCAUGGGGUCUGGUCAAGUCCUUCAUCACCAAAAACUCCUGGAGUGGCAUCGAGGAUAAUUUCAGACAGCUGGAAGCUGAACUGAUGGAGGAGGAAGCCGAGAUGAACCAGGGAGGUGGAGACUCUGGGAAGAUGAGUGGGCUUCGGAGGAGGAGGCGGACCUACAGCCGGACUCUGCCAGAGCAUAUGAAGCCCAACAAACAGUAUGGACAGGAUCCUGAGCAGCACAGAGAUGGAAACAUGGGCCCCAUGGAAAUUCGAGGCCCAAACAGGUGGAGCACCACAACAAUAGUCGCUGGUAUGAGCGUUGUAUUGUUGAUCCUGACGAUGAUGAACCUGGGUCUGUUCUUCAAGUUGUGGGCGAUGGAGGACGUAGCCCACCGUAUGUUCCUAACCACAAAGCAUCGACUGAGGGAGAGGAGUGAAGCCAGCUUGGCCCCUGAAUAUGGUCCCAGACAGGGACCAGGAUAUAGGAGCAUAGAGGACAUGCAGCUGCUGAAAACUGUUCUUCAGGACUCCAUCAACCUUUUAGAGCAGCUCCGCAGCUCUCUGCUGGUGUUGCAGCAGAACUUCGCUUUGCCCAAUCGCACAACAGCCCCACAGUGACGCUUCACACCUGGCGACCAAAGAGUGCCCCCAUCUCCCCAGCUGAGCAGUGAAGCGUCUCGAAGGAAAUCUCUGGUAUCCAGUGAAGUUGCUACGUAGAUAUCUCACGACGCCUGACAUGCCAACAGUUGCUGGGUGUUACACAUCCCAAUGCCUUUGGCGGGCGUCAGGUGUGAGGAUGUUUUUAAAGCUGUGGACUGAGUGCUGCUGGCUCAGAGCAAAAGGGGUCGCAGAUUUAGAUUUUUGCUGGGUGCUAUCAUUAGCUCCCUUAACUCUUUUUUUUUCACUUUUUUAAAUAUCUACAUUUGAUUUCAGAAAACUCUCUCCUGAGGUACCUCUCUAUAUUCAGAUGAGCCUCUUGCCUCACCAAAUAAGCUGCUGUAAAUAAUUUUAUUUUGUUUUAGUUAAGGGAAAUGAAUCACUGUUAUUUAAAAGGACUAUUUUCUGUACUUAAAUGUUUGCACAUUUUAAUUUUUUGCACAAGUGCCUCAUAGGUAAAGCUAGGUUUUUAGAUAUCUUUAUGGAUUUUAUUAUUACCAAUAAAUAAGAAUCUGUAACACAA
This is a messenger RNA of Cheilinus undulatus (humphead wrasse), 2761 nucleotides long. RefSeq names its product GRAM domain containing 1c (gene gramd1c). The record is from RefSeq and is a predicted model, not a curated record. Lineage: Eukaryota; Metazoa; Chordata; Actinopteri; Labriformes; Labridae. Gene Ontology annotation, molecular function: sterol binding; sterol transfer activity. Gene Ontology annotation, cellular component: plasma membrane; endoplasmic reticulum membrane; endoplasmic reticulum-plasma membrane contact site. The coding region runs from base 157 to 2199 and encodes 680 amino acids. The transcript has 18 exons. Gene Ontology annotation, biological process: intracellular sterol transport.